Egretta garzetta (little egret) is the source of this 916-nucleotide messenger RNA. Its product is annotated as RNA binding motif protein X-linked 2. Gene Ontology annotation, cellular component: precatalytic spliceosome; U2 snRNP; catalytic step 2 spliceosome. The record is from RefSeq and is a predicted model, not a curated record. NCBI's taxonomy places the organism in Eukaryota, Metazoa, Chordata, Aves, Pelecaniformes, Ardeidae. Gene Ontology annotation, biological process: mRNA splicing, via spliceosome. Gene Ontology annotation, molecular function: RNA binding; GTP binding; GTPase activity. The transcript has 4 exons. Bases 3 to 914 code for a protein of 303 amino acids.
GCAUGGUAGAGCAUUACUACCGUAAUGUGCACGCCGUCGUCUUCGUUUACGAUGUCACGAAGAUGACGUCCUUCACCAACCUCAAGAUGUGGAUCGAGGAGUGCAACGGGCACGCGGUGCCCCCCCUCGUCCCCAGGGUGCUCGUUGGGAACAAGUGUGACUUGAAAGACCUGAUCCAAGUGCCAUCCAGCAUGGCCCUGAAGUUCGCCGACGCUCACAACAUGCUUUUGUUUGAGACCUCGGCCAAGGACCCUAAGGAGAGCCAGAACGUGGACGCCAUUUUCAUGUGCCUGGCCUGCCGGCUGAAGGUGCAGCGGUCGCUGCUCUGCCGGGACCUGGAGGGGCGGCCGGGCCAGGCCCGCAGGCUGGAGCCAACGCACGACGGGGACGUCAUCUGCGUGUUCUCGCAGUACGGGGAGGUCGUCAACAUUAAUCUGGUGCGGGACAAGAAGACCGGCAAGUCCAAAGGCUUCUGCUUUCUGUGCUAUGAGGACCAGAGGAGCACCAUUCUCGCUGUCGACAACUUCAAUGGGAUCAAGAUCAAGGGGAGGACGAUUCGAGUGGACCACGUGGCCAACUAUCGGCCCCCCAAAGACUCCGAUGACUUAGAUGAUGUCACCAAAGCCCUCCAUGCAAAGGGCUGUGGAGUUAAAACGCCACCUCAUACAUCAUCUGAUUCCCUGUCGGAAGAUGAUGACGUGCCUGUAAAAGCACAGAAAGGUGAGGUGUGUUCCUGCCGGUCUUGGCCCCGGGUGGGAGCGUUUGCACAGAGCCCUUGGCCUCGCAAGGGCCCGUUGCUCGGCCACACCGCGGGCGGGUGUGCUCUUGAAGAGAGCCACAGCCCUAACGUCCAGGCUUCGCUGUGUGAUCUCCUGAGGGGUACCUGGGUACCUGUAUUUCGCCCUUCUCUGUGAAC